Salvia hispanica is the source of this 2275-nucleotide messenger RNA. The record is from RefSeq and is a predicted model, not a curated record. NCBI's taxonomy places the organism in Eukaryota, Viridiplantae, Streptophyta, Magnoliopsida, Lamiales, Lamiaceae.
UUAAUUUUCAAUAUAAAAUAUUAAAAAAAAGUUUAAUUAUAUAUGUACAAUUUAUGUACAUUUAUCACUAUCUGACUGAUUAAUUGUUGUAACAUUAUUCAUAGACCCGAAACUACUGAUUAAUUGUUGAUUAAGUGAGAUAUUUAUUGAAUCUUAGUUGCUUUAAAAAAAAUUAAAUACGUAUACAAAAUUAGAAUGAGAUUACAUAUAAGAUGACAAUUCACAGCGAUAUUUCAUUUGACUUUGUAGAAAAAAGUGUGACUCUCAUGAAAUCAUCAAGAAAUUUCUUCUUUCUUUUUUCUUUCUAAAUUUCGAUCUCCAUUGCUAUUCUCGCGCUGCCUGCGGAUCGAGGUUAAGCAGCUAAGGUGACGUAUUCUUCCAUAUCCAUGUUUCCUUCAGUCUAAGAUUGGAAUUUCACAAUUUGGGUUGACUCGCAAAUUUGAACUGUGUUUGUAAUUUAUAGAUGAAAAGGCUAUUUAUUGAUUGAGUAAUUGAAUUGAGUCAUUGAGAUGAUAUGAUUUAGAUAUAUUCCAUAUGUUGAUUUUCUAGGUAGUGUUAAAAUUACUUGAAUUGUGUGUGGAAGUGAAUGUUUUGCUGUGUCAUUACCAGCUCCUCAGGGAGCAUUCGUGGUGUGCAUUUUUUUUGUUGUGAGAGAACCUUAGUUUUAAGCUGCAUACUUGAUGUUAAUGGGGAUUUGAUUGGUAUCUUUAUGACUUUUUUAGAAAUGUGAUUUGUGCUUCUUGUCUUGCCUAUAAGUUUUUCUGCGAAUGGCUGACAACGAUGCUCUUCCCUCUAACGAGAGUAAUGCAUCUUCGGAGAAGGAAAUUGAAAUGUCAAUUGAUGCACUGGCAAGUACGGUUCAAGAAUCUUUCUCACUUUCAAAGAAGCAUAAGUUCUGGGAGACCCAACCGGUUGGCCAGUUCAACGAUCUUGGAGGUACGAGCCUGCCUGAAGGCCCGAUUCAACAACCAACAACACUUUCUGAAGUCAAGCAAGAGCCAUAUAAUCUUCCAGCUGCCUAUGAAUUGGUUACAUGCGAUCUGGAUUCUGACGAGGUGUGCAGUGAGGUUUAUACUUUAUUGACCAAUCACUAUAUUGAGGAUAUUGAAAGCGUGUUUAGACUGAAUUACUCAAAAGAGUUUCUUAGAUGGGCACUCUGUCCUCCUGGUUAUUUCCGGAGCUGGCACAUUGGGCUAAGGGUUAAAACUUCGAAAAAACUGGUUGCAUUCAUUAGUGGGAUCCCUGCUAAAAUUCGUAUACGUGAUGCUGUAGUGCUGCUUGCAGAGGUCAAUUUUCUGUGUGUUCACAAGAAGCUCCGAUCUAGAAGACUUACUCCGGUCAUGAUUAAGGAAAUUAGUCGCAGGGUUCGUAUGGAGAAUAUAUGGCAAGCUGCUUUUACUGCUGCCAAUGUUCUUCCAACACCAAUAGCCACUACUAUGUUCUGGCACAGGACAUUGAAUCCACAGAAGCUAAUCGAUGUUGGGUUUGAUCGACUUGAAGCUUGGAUCACCAUGGCCCAGUAUAUCAACUUUUACAAGCUACCAGAGGAUACAACGACCCCUGGCUUCAGAAAGAUGGAACCCCACGACGUUCCUGCUGUCACUCGUUUGCUUAGGAAUUACUUGAAACAGUUUGUCGUGGCACCAGAUUUUGAUGAGAAUGAAGUCGAGCACUGGCUGCUUCCCAAGGAAGAUGUCAUGGAUACUUAUGUGGUCGAAAGCCUGGAAAGUCACGAAAUCACGGAUUUCUGCAGUUUUUACACUCUUUCUAGUUCUAUAUUUGGUAGUCAGAACCAUUCAGUUCUCAAGGCGGCGUAUUCCUAUUACAACGUAUCCACCAAGACUCCCUUGCUUCAAUUGAUGAGUGAUGCUCUCGUUGUUGCCAAGAAUAAGGAUUUCGAUGUUUUCAAUGUGUUGGAUAUUAUGCUCAACGGGACAUUCUUCAGAGAGCUCAAGUUUAACCCUGGAGAUGUGAAACUUCAUUACUAUCUCUACAACUAUCGGCUAAAGCACGUGCUAAGACCAUCGGAGCUUGGCCUAGCGCCCUUAUAGAUUCAUCGGUCAUGCUGCCCCGGGCAAGCAUUUUGGAUGUGCUCUGUUCUUGGAAGACAGGUUGUGCUGCUACCUUUGGUAUCUCUACUUGGUUCCAAACAAAGAUAUUUAGAUGAAUUUUGUGAUUAAACAUUUGUAUGUUGCUUGUUAUCAAACUGAUAUACUGUAGUUGGUGAAUCAUUUCUCAGUUGAAUGCAUAAUAGGCAUUCAUGCCUUGUAGCUUA